CCCAUUUACUAAACCGUGAAGGCCGUGUAGACAACCGCAAAGCGUGACUUUGUAUGACUAGAAAUCCAGCGGAGAUAGCGACACGAUCUGACCUGUAAAUUCAACUCUCUCUUCCUUUCUAUAAUAACAAAAAAACAACACUCUUUUCACUCUCUCUUCUCUACUCUCCACUCCUCUCUCUUUCAUUUCUCUCAUAAACCAAUUAAAAAUAAACAAAAACAAAUCCUCAACAACAGUUUCAAUCUUCCGGAUCUUGUUAUCGGACCCGGAUCCUCAGAUCUCAGCCCGCUAUGCUCUUCUGAUACUUCACCUCAGUUCAUACCCUAAUUUUGCAGCUUGGUGUGAAAGAUGGAUCCGAGUGAUUUUUCAUUGGUAGAUGGUUUUGAAGAAGCGGUGAAUGUUGAUUCAAAUGUAGACUCCGUUGUUACUGAAACUGAAGAAAGUGGAAUGGUGACGAACGGAGAUGUUGAAAAUUUUGAUGAUGAUUUGUGUAAGGAAGAAUUGAAAGAAGGAUUGAAUGGGAAAGUAGAGGGAAACAAUGUUGAAAUUUUGAAGGACGAGGACGGUGAAAUCGGAGAUGAAACGGAGAAAUUGAAAUCUAGAACAUCGAAUGGUCCGGUGAAGGAUAAGAAAGUGAAACAACUGAGUGGUAAAGGUGUGAAUGCAGGUUUGGUGAGAAAGAGCAAAGUCGGGAAAGAUGAAGAGGUGGCAGCAGCAGCGGCUGUUUCGAAUGGUACUUUGAGUUUAGACUCGAAUCCGAGACAGGCGGUUAAGAGCAGAGCGUUGAACGACAAGCAGACUCGAUUGAACAAGCAAGCUGGAAAGUCUGAUGCAGCGUCUUCUGAAGCACCAAUGGAGAAGACUAGACCUCAAUUGAUAAAGAAAGAACCCCUUGAUAAUCUUCAAGGAAAUGCUGACUUAUCUUCUCCUACAACAGAAGAUGGCAAGCCUCGCAGAAUGGGGACAAUGCCAACUUAUGGAUUUAGUUUCAAAUGUAAUGAGCGAGCUGAGAGAAGAAAAGAGUUUUACUCUAAGCUCGAGGAAAGGAUUCAUGCGAAGGAAGUGGAGGAGAGCAACAUGCAAGCAAAAACCAAGGAGAGCCAAGAAGCUGAGAUUAGGAGGCUUAGGAAAAAACUAGCAUUUAAAGCAACUCCAAUGCCAAGCUUCUACCAGGAACCUCCUCCUUCUCGGGUGGAGUUGAAGAAGAUACCAACUACAAGAGCAAAAUCUCCCAAGCUUGGUCGUAAGAAGAAUUCAACAUCUUCAGAGCUAGAAGAAAACACCAGAAGCAAUGCUCAACAAUGUCGUUUAAGUCUGGAUGAGAAAUUAUCUCAGAAUACCCCCACUAAAGGAAUUAGUCCCGUUCACCCAAAGAAGCCACAACGAAAAUCUCUCCCUCCUCGACUGACUCCUGAAAGGAUCAGUUCAUCCAAUACAUCAGCUGCACGGACUCCGUCUAAGACGGUGAAUGAUGAGAAAGCCUCCUUAUCUAGUGUAACAACUGAUGUUACCACCUUGUCUAUUGCAACAAAGGAAGAGACUGUUGAAGCAGCUGCAGCUAUUGAGGAGAACAAUGCCUUGUCCGACAAGACAAGUGAAACCCCAUCUCUUAACAUAGAUCCAGGUGAAGUAGAAUCCUACGAGAAUGGGGAUAUAGUCAUUGAAGACAAACCACAGCUUGCCUUGGUACAAGAGCCUAUAGCAGCAGAGUAUUAAGCAAGCAGCAGGGAACAUAUAACCAGGUGUUGCUAUCAGAGGUAUUGAUUCAUCACGUGAAUAUUAUAGAAGCAUAUGAUUGAGAUUAUUUGACAAUGAAGGCUUGCAUAAUUAUCGUUUGUGAUGUCAUUUUGCCACAAGUGGCAUUGUAUCUUUUGUGUCUGCUCCCAAAGCUAGCUGGUUUUGUCCAUAUGACUCUCUUUCCUCCUUGCAGCAUUGUAUGUAAUAAUUAUAAAUAUUUGUCAAAUUGUUCCAGAUGAUGUGAAUUUGGUAUGCAACACUUGUGUCUGUUUGGUGACAUGUUAGCGAAAAUUUUGAGAAUGUUUACCAUAAAUGGUUCCAUUACAUUUUGUUUAGGCCUUAAACAGUUGGCAUUGCCUCAUGAAAUUAGCUGUUUGUGUAGUGGACACCACCCUGAUUAGUCAUAUUACAGCUAUGCUUUGUUAUGCAACAAGUUUUAUUGUCACUAUCAUAAUUUAUUUUUUAACUCUUAUAUAGCAACAUAUGCACAUGUUCCACGCACAAAAGUGCUAUGAUAUAACAACAUAUGCACAUGUGAUGUGCCUAAGGCCUAGUGCACGUCAAGCUCGAGUCAAGUUUGGGUUAGACUAAACCUUUUUUUUUUUAAUUUAUAA
Messenger RNA from Vicia villosa (hairy vetch), 2351 nucleotides. Its product is annotated as protein WVD2-like 5. The record is from RefSeq and is a predicted model, not a curated record. Gene Ontology annotation, molecular function: microtubule binding. The transcript has 9 exons. The coding region runs from base 349 to 1716 and encodes 455 amino acids. NCBI's taxonomy places the organism in Eukaryota, Viridiplantae, Streptophyta, Magnoliopsida, Fabales, Fabaceae.